UUUAUUUUUAUAAAUCAUAGUGACACAGUGCGAAGCAUGUGUGUUUGAAAAUGGCGGCUAACCCACAACACCGAGGUAAAGUCCAGGUCAUUAGAUCAUCAUUGCCUUACCAGAUUCUUCUCUACUGCAAUGCCUGGUACUUUGGUUUCUUCUGGAUUGCAGAGAUCCUGAUAUAUAUAUUUAAAGGUGAAACUUUACCAUAUCCAAAUGGCGUACUUGCUGCAGAAGUGGUGCUAUUAUUUUUCCUUGGAGGAUUAGAGUCAUUAAGGAUAUUUUUUGGUCAAAAAGGAAAUUUGACUGAGCGUAUGCUCACAGUGGUGCUAUGUAUAGUUUUGAGCCUCCCUACUUUGGCUGGUAUUCUAUAUAUAUUGUUAUGGCAGACAUAUGUGUUACGAGUUGAGGUGAUUCUGUCAGCCAUAGAGUUAGUAUUUAUAGCACUGGAACUGCUGUUUGGCAUUAUCUCUGUGGUAACAUUUGCCAGAGCUACUCCAUAUUGAACUAAGGAGAGGUAGAAGAGCCAUUGCAGGCCAAUCAAAGGCUUUGUAUCAGUAUUGAUCCCGUGUGAGUGGCUUAAGGCACCUGUUGGAAAACACUAGACAAAAAAUUGACAUACUCUUAUCUUCCAAAAUAGUCACAGGAUUCUUGUUAAGUGUACACCAGCUGUGAAUUUGCUGCGUGUGUCUGUCUGACUUCUUGGAAAGCAAGAUUUACAACAGUUCAAAGAAUAUGUGACUUUGCAAGUGUUACUCGACUAGAAUAUACUUCAGUCAUCAAUGUGGAGGGAUAAACCCUUGUAAAAAUUCCAUUUUUAUGUAAGGGACAUAUAAUAUAGCAAUCUUAUAGGUUACUAAAAGGAAGAAAAAAUAAUUUAUUUCUAAGUUACGGAAGCAUGGAAACCCAUUCAUCUUAUUUUCUUUCAUGCCUGUGAGUUAGUGGAGCUUAUAUUACUAAGAAAAAAGCUUGUGCUUGCAUUUAUUAUAUAA
This is a messenger RNA of Lingula anatina, 983 nucleotides long. RefSeq names its product transmembrane protein 216. Gene Ontology annotation, cellular component: ciliary transition zone. NCBI's taxonomy places the organism in Eukaryota, Metazoa, Brachiopoda, Lingulata, Lingulida, Lingulidae. The record is from RefSeq and is a predicted model, not a curated record. Gene Ontology annotation, biological process: non-motile cilium assembly.